Lytechinus pictus (painted urchin) is the source of this 6524-nucleotide messenger RNA. Its product is annotated as multiple epidermal growth factor-like domains protein 10. The coding region runs from base 1 to 3132 and encodes 1043 amino acids. Gene Ontology annotation, molecular function: scavenger receptor activity. The transcript has 23 exons. Lineage: Eukaryota; Metazoa; Echinodermata; Echinoidea; Temnopleuroida; Toxopneustidae. The record is from RefSeq and is a predicted model, not a curated record.
AUGUUGCCAGGAAAUAACCUUCCAGACAGUGCUGUGGAUGCAUCAGUGUGUCAUGAUUAUUGUCCUGAGGGUACACAUGGAGCGAACUGUGCCAGCCAAUGUCAAUGUCAGAACAAUGGUGUCUGUCACCCUGCUACUGGAAAGUGUACAUGUAAACCAGGAUGGAAGGGUGCAGUGUGUGCUGUGCCAUGUCGGAAAGGCCGGUUUGGCCAGGAUUGCAGUCAGCGUUGUACUUGCUUCAAUGGUGCCUCCUGUAACCCUGUCAAUGGCACGUGUCAAUGUCCUGAGGGAUAUCAAGGAGAUCAGUGUGAAAUGCAAUGUCUUUCAGGAACCUUUGGCAUCAACUGCCAUCAGCAGUGUCAGUGUCAGAAUGAAGGACGCUGCUCUACCGUCGAUGGCAGCUGCAGCUGUCAAGAUGGAUUCCUUGGGCAGUAUUGUGAAGAGAGCGUAUGUCCCCCAUGGAAGUAUGGAAAUAACUGUUCAAGUCUUUGUAGUUGUAAUGUUGAACACUCUACAAGUUGUCAUCCCAUAACUGGACAGUGUAAGUGUAACACCGGGUAUGUUGGUUCGGAAUGUGAUUUUACAUGCCCUCUUGGUUCUUAUGGCAAUGGUUGUUAUCAGAUAUGUGAAUGUCAAAAUGGAGCUCAUUGCAACACUGUAGAUGGAACUUGUACCUGUGCACCUGGAUGGCAGGGAAGAAUCUGUAACGAGACAUGUCCUGUUGGUAGCUACGGCCACGGUUGCCAGGCAACAUGCAACUGUCAGAACGGAGCCACCUGUCAUCAUAUAGACGGAGACUGUAUCUGCGCCCCAGGUUGGAGAGGAGUUCACUGUAAUCUUCCAUGCCAGAAUGGUUACUAUGGAGAUGGAUGUAGUAGAUUAUGUGAUUGUGGAAACGGAGCAUCAUGUCAUACCGUUACUGGAGAGUGUGAAUGCACUCCUGGAUGGUUACAACCCUCUUGUCUAACAGCUUGCAAUCCAAUGACCUUUGGACCUGAGUGUGUCAAUACAUGUAGUUACUGUGAAAAUUCUUCAACCUGUUCUAAUGUUGAUGGUGUCUGUCAAUGUAAUAACCAUUUCACAGGUGUACUAUGUUCCAGUACUUGUCCCAAUGGUUUCUGGGGACCUUCUUGCUCUCAGACAUGUCACUGUGAGAAUGAAGGUUCAUGCGAUCCUGUGAAUGGGACAUGUCUAUGUCCACCAGGAUUCACUGGAGAGUUCUGUGAGUUAGUUUGUGAUGAAGGUACAUACGGCUAUAAUUGUGGGUACCCCUGUCCUGGUGUAUGUAUGAAUGGUAAUGCUACCUGUCAUCCAAGAGAUGGGAGUUGUACCUGUCUUCCUGGCUAUCAAGGAGCUAACUGUGAUAGACCUUGCCCUGCUGGAUUCUAUGGUGUUGGAUGUUUACAGGAAUGUGCUUGUAGUAAGAAUUCAACAUGUAACCCUGUCACUGGGCAAUGUGAAUGCUUACCUGGAUGGAUUGGACCUGAUUGCAGUCAAAGAUGUCCAGAAGGUCGGUAUGGUUAUGGAUGUUCUUUCACAUGUGACUGUGCACAAGGUGCAUCCUGUGAGCCAUAUGAUGGAGAAUGUUUGUGUCCUAUUGGAUUCGGUGGACCAAGGUGUACAGAGAGUUGUCCUAAAGGAAGAUAUGGUGAAGGCUGUAACUUUGUAUGUGAAUGCAAUGAAAAAGGUACAGCAUCAUGUAGCCCACUGAAUGGACAUUGUGAUUGUAGCACUGGUUAUAGAGGGCAUCGCUGUGAAAAAUUGUGUGUACCAGGAACAUAUGGAAUCAACUGUCAGUUUGACUGCAAGUGUCAGCAUCAAUCAGACUGUAAUCCUGUAACUGGACAAUGUGAUUGUUCACCUGGAUGGAUUGGUGAUACAUGUCAAUUAAAAUGUCCACCAAGUCACUAUGGUAUGUUCUGUAAUAACACAUGUUCAUGCCCAGGAAAAGCUGAAUGUGAUCAUGUGAGUGGGCUGUGUUUAUGUCCAGCUGGUUUUUAUGGUGAAGAUUGUAAACAAGUUUGUGGGCCAGGAUUCUAUGGAUCAAACUGCAAGGAAACAUGUAACUGCCCUAAUUCUAACUAUGUAUGUGAUUCAGUCAGAGGGUGUGUAUGUCCUGAUAAUGUCUAUGGUGGCAAGUGUAAUAUUGCUGGAAUCAAGAAUCAACAGACAGGUCUGAUGUCUGGUGGACCAAUGAUUGGUAUUAUAAUGGGUAUUAUUAUCUUCAUUCUUAUUAUUCUACUAAUGUUGGUGUUCCUAUGGAGAAGAAGAUACAGAGGUAAACCAGACUAUGGAUUUGCUAUCUCAUAUUCAAGAGGUGAUAUGAUGAACUCGUCUGGUCCUACUGUGGUAUCCAAUGGUAACGCUCAUAGUUUACCUGCAGCCAGAGACUCACCUGUAGGAGCUAAGGGUAACAACAAACUCAAACUACAGAAUGUCAAUCCUUUAUUUAUGGCACCAGUUAAAAAUAUUGAAGAUGACGGCAUGUGUGGGGGCGCUGUUGGAGGCAAAUCAUUUGUCAUGGAAGACAAGGUUGACAACUCAUAUGAAACAACGAUUCCGCCUCCUCUUCCCCCAGGGAGGGGUGAUGAGGAUCACUAUGAAGAGGACUCUAACUGUGAAAAAGCUACUAACUCUUAUGAGUGUAUACCUCCAGCUGUCCCACCUCUUAGAACUAAUAUCAAUCAGUUUGAUGGCAAAGAACCAAAUAAAAUACAACCUGGAAAAUCAAAAAUUUUUAAACAGGCUAAGAACAGCAGCCCGAUUUUGAACCGCUACUCUAUGCCUGGAGAUUCAACAGAGAACAUCUAUGCUGAUAUAGAUGAAAUGAUGUUAGCUCAAGCUAGGAAAGCUUCUCAACCAUUACCACCAGUACCUGAUAACUAUUCUAGUAUACCAAGAAAUACACCAGCAUUGCCAUGUCAAGAACCUCUUUUAUCAUCAAUGGAGGAAUCAAGUAUGAAGAGUAGUACGUUACCAUCUCAGCUGCCAGACCAAUCUCAUAUGUAUGAUAACACACCGAGAGGGUUACAUUCUACCAGUCUCUCUGGAUCAUUACCAACCACACCACACAUUGAAGAAGAUGAGUUUAUUGAACUCAGUAAGAGAUCAAGACCGACUCUCAAUUCAUAGGCUUUACUUAAUAGUAGACUUCAAUGUAGAUACUUGCUAUACUUUUAGAGUUACAGAAAAUUGUAACUUAGAUGUUGUUUUUAGUUUCAACUUUCCGAACUAUUACCAGGUACACUUCCAUUAGUUCAUGUGAAUGUGGCAUACCAAAGGACUCACACUAAACUCUGUGCCAUCUGCUUCUUCAAGAUCAUGGCAAAAUAGAUAUCCAAAUCCCGCAUUCAGUGAUUGGAUAAUCUUUUAAAUCUGGAUCAAUUUGUAUACUCAAUUUCAAAAUGUACCUUUAUAGUUAAAGUUACUCUGUCAUCAUUCUUGUAUAUGAAAAUGGUACAUAUCAUUAAUAUACAGCAAAUUGAUUGUCUGAUACAAUUGGUUUAUAAAAAACAAGUUAUGCCUUGUUUGUUUUUGUAUGAAAGGAUCCUUAUGAAUCUUCAGCAAACCAAUAUCAGUAUUUCAAUUUUUAUGCAUUUCUUUUUUCAUUUAUGAUGCAAGGUAAAUCCAAUUUGAUACAAUAUACUUGACUUCAUCGUAUGAUGUGUAUAUUAGUUUUCAGUAUUUCGUUUGCUCAUGUACUUAUUCCAAAUUAGUAGUACUUCAAAUUAUGAUGAAUACAGCCAACUGCUAUGUAAAAAUUUCCAAUAAAAGAUGUAUGCAAGUAAUGCUGUUGAGUAGAAUUCUGGUAUACAUGCGUUUGGUUGAAAUUUCACUAGCUGAUCAUCACAACCUGGAAAUAUCAGUAUGAUUAAAAUGAUUAGACAUAGAUGAAAAUUAGUUGAAAAUGUAAUUGAUGAUAUCUAGGAAAUUGAAGUACGAGAAAUGCAGAUUAAUUUUGUACAUGUAGCUAUGCUUCUUCAUAUGACAUCACUGAUUCCAACCCUAUCUAAUGUUAAAAGUGAAUUCCUAAAAUAUAUCUCCUUGGAAUCAGUCAUAGGCUUAUCAUAAUUGAAUUUCUUAAUUAAAAGAUUGAAUAGUAUUGCAAAGAACAGGCCUUGAGAGGCAUAAAGUCUAUUUUUUCAUCUAUGUUUUCACCUUUUCUAAAUUAAAAAAAAAUGCAACUCGUGUACUAUAGAAAGAGGGUAAAAAUCAUGUUAAGUUUGUUUGUAUUCUUGAUUUGCAUGUACAUUAGCUUGUUGGCUGUCUUCUAAAACGGUUAAAGUUUAUUUUUCUUCCGAAAACCACUUGCUUCUUCUAAUAUUUAUAUAACGUUUCUGUUGCCUGUAAACUUGCCAAUGAACUCAACCAAAUACGACAUGACAUGAUGCUUUGUUAACGUACAAGUACAAUAUGUUUGUUGAAUUGUAUAAAUAACAUGUACGAGUCUUAAAAGUUGUUUGUAUUAAACAUCCAAUGCGACAGCUUGCUUUUGAUUAGUUUAUACAUGUACCUUUAUAAUAGUCAUCAGCUACUGUAUAUGCCAUCUUGUGGAUAUGAUAUUUCACGAUUUGCUUCAACAUUAAAAAUUCACAAGUCCAUGUUUGCAAUUUUAUUGCAUUGUCAUUCACUUUGCAUUGAUUCAGAAAGGAAGAAAUUUUAUUUAAAGUGAAGUUGUAAACAGAUGCCGUGAAAUAUUCUACGUAUACAGUAUUUACGACCUCCAGACUGACCAAUCAAGGCCAUUCUGACAUUAGUCUCAUUGUUGUAACUAUUAUAUACAUGUAUAAUAUGGAACAAUACAUUUUAAGAUGUAUUUUCUACCCACCAAAGCAAAUCCCAAAGUUAGAUUGUAUGUUGGUGAUGUAAAAGACAACUUUUUGAUAUUAACUAUAAAAACCUUGUAAUAUAGUAGUUAGUAUGCUAUUUUAUGAAAAAUAAUUUUGUAUAUGAUGUACUUUAUAUGUAAAUCAACUCUUGGAAUGAAUUCCAUUUUCAUGAUUGUGAAUAUUUAUAAUUUCUGUGUAUAUAAUCAUGCUCAGUUGUAAUAUAAAAUGUAAAGUUUUUAUAUACUUUAUUGCCCAUUAAUUGAAAAGAGGAAACAUGGUCUAAAACGGCAACAUAAUACUGGAGAAAAAUGUUUUCCCUGGAUAUUUUGGGUAAAAUACAAUAAUAAAUGCCCAAUAAUGUUUUCCUUUCUCCAGUGUUAUGCUGAUCUUCUGCAUAAUUUUAAUAACAUUGUGGACUGAAGAGAACAUGGACUCCAUGUCGUUCUCAGAAGUAUUCCUUUGUAAUGGUUUAAACCUGGUGGGGGAAAAUGAACAUAUUCUUGUUAAAUGUACUUUCAAUGUAUUUUUCUUCUGAAAAACAUUUGAAUUAUAUAAAAUAUUUGUCAGUCAGCCCAAGUGAAAUAUGACAACAAAUUAAAAUACAUGACAAGAAAUUAAAAUCCUUCAAGCACUAAAAUUUAAACUUCAUGACCUUGCAAUGUGAUUGUUUAAUGAAUCUUUUUUUUUUUUUGGUUGGCAAAUUACUGCUCUUUAAAUGCAUGAAUGUGUCUUCCUAAUUGCAUACCUGUAUUUUCAUACAUAUUUUCUGAUCUUCUUUCAUUUAUGUUUGUGCGUAAUUUAAAAAUUCUGAAAUAUUAUCAAUAGCAAAAGCAAUUCUAUCACCUUUCUCCAUAUUCCAAUAACAAUAAUUCUUUCUACUUGAGUAUAUUGUAAUAAAUCAAUUGAAUUCUUCAAAAUAUAAUUAUACUUAUUCAAUCCAUUGAUUUACCAAAUGGUCUGUGUUUUGUAUAAUGUAAUUUUUUCCAGAUGAAAUAAUUUAGAUUCAACAAGAUCAUUAAUGCUUUUUGUUAUUAUUGUUCUUUAUCAAAUCAAUCACUAUGAAUUAUAAAAUAAUUGAUACCUGUGGUCUGUUUUAUAAAGACUUACAACUCUGCCAUUAUACUUUACCAUGGUAACCUUGAUUAUGAUUGGCUGCUUAGCCCUGUUACCAUGGUAAUUGCCAUGAUGGCAUUGUUCCCAUAGUUGUAACUUUAUGAAAUGUGUCUUUGGUAGGUCUUAUAUUAUUUUCUCAAUCAUCUCAAUGACUAUUUUCAAAUAAACAGUGUAUGUGUAAUAUAUAUACCAAUAAAAUGCAGAAUGUCCAUCAUAACGUAACAGCAACUUAUUUCAAAAAAGAAAUUGUAAAGGAUAUUUAUUAUAUCAAAUGACAGUUGACGUAUCUUUAAUGUCACAAAAGCAAUCCUGUACACAAUGAGUUUGUUUUUUAUACAAAAAUGGAAAUUUGAUGUUGACAUUAAAUAAUAUGAAAUUAUGAAAAGUUAAGUAUUAUUGAUUUUAUUGGUAUGGAAAUUUAUACAUUCUUGACCUUGCAUUAGACUAUGGUCUGUACAGACGAAGGUUAUUGUACAGUAUGGUGCAAUCUUAACUUGCCUGAAGUCUGAAGUUUUAAGUCUGUAAAAUAUAUAUUAAUGUCAUACUGUAAUUGUAAAUAUAAUAUUAGUAUUCAUAUCGCAA